AUGACAGGCGAUGGUGGUGGCGGCGGCAAUUGUGUCAGUAGUGGUGGUGAUGGUGGCGGCAGCGGUGGUGGUGGUGCUAGUGACGGGUUAGUAGUGGUGGUGAUAGGUGUGUUUGGAAUCCAAGAUUCCUCCUUUAUUAAAACCCCUUCCAUUAGACAAAAGGAAAUUUGGCAUGUUGUCAAGUGUUCCAAGAAUCAAAGUUCUCGACAGCUCAUCAAGUUAAAUGAUGUGGACAGAAAAGUUGCCAAAAAGCCAAGUAAGACAGAACACCACUUAUGGAAUAAGAGAGAUUCUGCUGCAUCUGGCCAAAAGGCAUUGAAUCUUGUUCGGAUUGUUUGUGGUUUGCCAAAUGAGAAAGAAGCUGUUUAUGGAGAACUUGAUAAAUGGACAGCUUGGGAGUCAGAAUUCCCAGUGAUUGCAGUUGCCAAAGCUCUUAAUAUCCUUAAACAACGCAAACAAUGGAAACGAGUCAUUCAAGUGGCGAAAUGGAUGUUUGGGAAAGGUCAAGGAAUGACAAUGGGAACAUUUGACACCCUCCUACACGCAUUUGAUAUGGAGCAAAGGGUAGAUGAAGCAGAGUCAUUUUGGAACAUGAUUUUGCAUACACAUGAAAGAUCAAUCUCAAAAAGGUUGUUUUCAAGAAUCAUAUCCAUUUAUGCUCAUCAUAACAUGCCCCAAAAUAUUAUAGAGGUGUUUGCAGACAUGGAGGAACUUGGAGUGAAACCAGAUGAGGACACCACAAGGAAAGUUGCGCGUGCUUUUCAAAUAGUGGGUGAAAAGGAAAAACAACAAUUAGUCCUUAAAAAAUACUUAAGUCAAUGGAAAUACAUUCAUUUUAAAGGUGAACGAGUUAGGGUUAGAAGAUACACAUCAGAUGAAUAGAAUCUAUAACAACUCAUUGUGUAGCACCAAUACAGACAUAACAGGUUGUACUGUGUUUGUCUGACAUGUGACAUGGGACUUUGACUAAUGUCAGUUGGACAAAAGUUAUAUUUUUUUGUCCUACUCAGAAAAGGUGGGACAUGGUCUUGUUGUUAGAUCUUUCAUAUGUGGAAAAGACAAAAAUGUCCUCGUUAUAACUCAUCCCACUUGUAUAUAAUUGGAAAUAACCCUUGGAUCCA
Molecule: messenger RNA, 1121 nt
Organism: Lactuca sativa (garden lettuce)
Lineage: Eukaryota; Viridiplantae; Streptophyta; Magnoliopsida; Asterales; Asteraceae
Product: pentatricopeptide repeat-containing protein At4g18975, chloroplastic
Molecular function (GO): protein binding
Source: RefSeq, a predicted model, not a curated record